Messenger RNA from Didymodactylos carnosus, 404 nucleotides. The record is from the annotation of a GenBank genome assembly. NCBI's taxonomy places the organism in Eukaryota, Metazoa, Rotifera, Eurotatoria, Philodinida, Philodinidae.
CAACGGAAGUCAAUGUUGCUGAGGCAUUUGAACAUUAUCGCUCACUAUUAAAUUGUUACUUUGGAAUAGCUAACUUAUCCUCUCUGGGUCCUAUAUCUAUAACGCAAUCAAUAGCAGUGGCUGAUUAUUCUGUUUUGAUUGAUUCAGGAAGAGCUGAAUAUAAUUUUUCGGGUAUGUUCGGUGGUAAUGCCUAUGCUGAAAUAACAUUUUUUACUAGUACAGCAGUAAAAGCGGGUAAAAAUGUAAUGAUAGGCCUGGACGAUCGCCAGAAUGAAACUGAAACCAUAUUAUUUCAACAUAAAUUUGGUGCAAUACCAUUGGAUACUCGACAAUUGGUCCUAAUUAUUUAUUUUGAAAAAUUUCCUGAAAGGAAAGACAUAAUUUUGCUGUUUUUGAUAAUGUAA